AUGAGCCGUAGAAGAAAAGCGAACCCGACAAAGUUGACCGAAAACGAGAAGAAACUGAUCAAGGAAGUCGAGAAGAGUCAGGACGAGAACGAGGAUAAAAUGAUGGUUCAGCCACACACGCCUACCAUACUCAUCCCGGACCAUGUAAGUCGGGGACCACUUUGCACAGCGCUUUUUGGGUUUAGAGUGACUCUUCAAAGAACAGGAAUAAGCGGUACCAUUUGUGACCGUCUAAUUAGGUAAACACAUCCUUUUAGCUUGUGUGGGAUUCACGCGGAACGCGCGAAUUAACACAAUCCCUAUAAUUAGAGCGUCCUUUACCGCACGUUGCGUAAUCAUUAUUCGGUACCUUCAGCUAGGCGAGAGCGGUCAGACGAUUGGCUCUUUUGUGAAAUGUGUAUCUCUUUUCUCUCAAAUUGAUUUCCUCUCUUUUCUGACUGUAAGCUUCAGCGAAUCGAAUUGAAUCACAAACUGUUUUUAGCGAAGCGCCGUCUUCUGAGCCUACCGUACCCCUAAGCGCCACCCCUUUCGCUUUCUAUGCUCUCGAUAAUCCCAUUAUGUCUGGCUCCUCCUCAUCGCGUAAUCGACGGAGGUAAAAGAAGACAUACGGGACAAAAGCGUCAGAGUCCCGGAGAGUGGCGUGUGGGCGGGGCAAAUAACUAGGCCCCAGGGCUCACAUACACUGUGCUCCAUUCGCAACGCUCCUCAAUGCAUUCAUUGUAGCGAUGAAUUCAUUCGAUGGGUGUUCCACACACCCUCUCAGAUAUCAUAUUUCAUUGCAUAUCUUUCCUGUAAUCCUGACUCCAGAUCUUUCACCUUUCUUCUUGUAUCCUUCUCUUUGAGCCGUCUCGUAGAAUUUACAAAUAUAAUUGUUAUAAUGUAUGAUAAUGAGAAGGUGAUGAAUUGAAUAGCAUUGGAUAGUAGGUCGACUUCCAACCCCUCAGUUAGAUUCAGAAACAUGCACUAAUAUAGGAGGUAUAAACUUGCGAAGAAAGAAUCACAAUUCCGAAGCGGAGAGGGGGAGCUUCAUUCAUAGCCUCUCACCCGCCACAUCCUGCUCUCGUGUCUUCUUCUUCUGAGUGUGAAAGAGUUGUAAGGAGUACUGAAUUUGAUUGUCACAAUAAAUAAUAAUAACAAGAAUUGAGAGAAUAGAAUAGAAGAAACCGCGUCUCGCAUUCUUCUACACAUAUCCGUCGCACAAUUAGCGAAGAAGAAGAAGAUACAGCUCCUUGUGGUCGCAUGCCCCGAGCUGUAUCCAAUUCUUCGGAAGGAGGAGCUGCCUUGCUCGAGCUUGUUUCCUUUUCCUUUUGUCUCAAAUUCCAGUAUUCAUGCGACACGUUUUCAGAUGGACGACACUCCGAAUACGGCCAUAUCCCCGCACGACGCCUCAAUCAAGUCGAGCUCGAGCACAAUCUCCGAUCACACAAGGUAGGUGAUGCGACGCGGCCUGGCUACGUUUUAUCAGCUAUCACAACCAUUUACUUUUGUGUUGAAAAAAAUGUGUGUAGACGCACAGACGCACACACGCAUACAAUUGUUCACCCGAUUAGCAGUUUUGAGAAUCAGGGUCACAGUGAUAACAAAUGUGAAUUGCCGGUUUUCAAAUUUUUACCGCUCACUUUCACAAUCGCAAACAAUGACUGUGCUCACACAUUCUUACCCCGUACUCUACACGUUUAGGUAAGUUGGAAGAAGACUUUUACAGACGCUAUCAGAUUUUAAGCAAAAUGUGCAUUCCAUACUAUUGUUGUAUGUAUUUAUGUGUUUAUGUACAUCAUCCUUCCUGCCAGGAAGAUCUUAUUUUGUUCAAACUGCGAACUGAAAAUAACAACAUGUGGUAUCACUAUAUAGUGUUAUGCUGAUAUCGGUUUGAAUACUGUUUUUGAAUUCCUCUAGUUCUCACACUGACAACUAGCGAACACUUUCACAAUCGAAAUUAGUGGGUAUUGACUAUUCUCUUUCAUUUCACACUUAUAAAACUCUCCCUCGGACGCCGGGAAGAAACAGAUGUUCCGGGGGCCAUUGUGUGCCUCGCCGCCAGGGCAUUGUUCUUGGCGCCAGCGAGCUGACGAAUACAGUGCUUGAUAUACUGCCUCUUUUCUCUUUGUUCCGUCCUCUCCACUUCGUCGCAUUUCAAUGAUUUUCGGCCAUGAUCCAUCCGCCCACAUGUUUGAUGUAAGAUUCCACUGCGCCUAGUUAAACUUGCACAAAAACCUUGUUUCUAUCUGUCGCUUUUAGAAAAGCCUCUUCUCUUCUUUCAAACUAAUUUUAAUUGAAAUUGGCAGCUUGACAACAUUGGCUCACUGUCAGUUCAGGAAAAGUAGAAUAGGGAUGAGUCGGUGACAGCUGAAAUUGCAAUAACAGAAAAGAAGAGUGGGCAGCCAAUAAAGGAUAAAAGGAAGUCCAGUGAGUGAUGAGUGAAAGGAGAUGACCGAUGAGCGCAUGAAAGGGGGAUCCUUUCUUCCGUCAGCACCACUGUAGGCAUAUCUUCUGUUCUCUUCUGAGCGUAUUGCGAAACGAAAGAAAAAGUGACUUUGGGGAGGCACAACGAGCGGUUGGUGUUGUCAUAAUUCUAUAAUGCGGCUACGAUAAUGUGCAUCAGAAAUCUGCUCAAAACCUUUUGCCUCUAAUUUGACUAGUGAGAGAGAGAGAGAGAGAUUUUGCACUAAACCUUCUUUGCGCCUUGUCCGGAUACGUUUCUUGCACUUUACAUCAAGCCCAACUAUUAUAGGAUACCACAAACGAACAACAUACGGAUCGCUUCCAAUCCGUAAAUUACUAUUGUUGUCCUUUUCUGUAAUUUGUUGUCACCAGCUCUCUAAAAUUCGGAGUUUCCGGCUUGCAAGUAAAAUAAUAAUUCCUCUCUACACAAGUGUCACCUAUGACACGGACACUAAUACUGAUAAACCAACUAUUUUUGGUGCGGCAAAUGUCCUUUUGACGCUCCGCUCUCUAUUGAUAAAAAAAUGCACAACGCCACUUUUGAGUGAAGCUACCGAAUCUUUGCCCCAAACAUGUUUGCCUUGUUUUCAGCACGUCAGCGACGACAGGAGUGUCUGAUUUCCCGGAUAUUCUCGCACAAACCGAACACGGCUGCUCUGUUCUAAUUGACGGAAAUCAUUUGAGGUUUGUUGCGCCAAUAAAAAUGUUUGUCGAUUGAAACGCUUGACCAUUCAGGGAAGUUAUCAAUUCGGUGGAUACACAAGACGGGAAGCAAGACCUUUUAUCAGACGUUAUUCGACAGGUAUGACAAUGCCGCUACCUGGCACCGAGCGGCGACUGAUUGAAAUAAAUUUACAGCUUAACACAAUAAAAGAGCGUCUAACCAGUGACGAGAGUCCUACAAAAGACGAUUUGAAGGAGGAUCCAGACGAAAUGAGCCCGGUAAGCCACCCCACGCCGUGUCCGGUGCCAUCACGAGUCUCAUCCUUCCGCCCUUUCUUCCGUAACAUCUACAUUGAUAAGUAAACAUUGUCAAGGGCGUGCCGGCUUGCGUAAUGCGUGCCUAAUCAAGCCUAUUACGCGUUCACUUUUAUCUCGCCGCUCUCGAAAUCUUAGCAUAGCUAGCCACGGGAGACCAGGUCACUCGCUACUUUUCAUAACACCGCUCCAAUGUUUCUAUUCGCAUACUUGCCCAGUUCAACGGUGAGUAGUUAUAGAUAGAAACGGUCGGCAAUUCUUUCAAGUCUUUCUUUUUUCGAGUGUCCAUUUGAUGUGUAACAAUUGAAGCCCCGCCCACACAAGUGACCCGCUUGCAAGCUUUGGCCAAAGUCAGAACCACCUUAGAUCAAAACCAUCUAUAGUUUCGUCUUCUCCUUUCUGUGCUGUCUCAUAUUUUCUAUAUAAUGAUCUUUAAGAUGCUCCACGCUGGUAACUUCGAUUCGGAAGUCCUUCUCCGGCAGCAUGAGCUGAUGCAGCACCAACAACAGCAACAUCACAUGAUGCUUGCCAAUAUGAUCAAAGCAACCUCAUCACUACCUCUUCUUUUCAGUAGUAAGCUCUUCACUCGAAAUAUCUGUUUUAUUCUUGUCAUAUUUAGACACUCUGAAUUACGAUAACCUCCUUAACAAUCCAGUCUUGAAUGCCACUAUUGCCAAUCAUUUGCCGACUCCACUUGCUGCUAACAUUUCUAUUCUACAAAAGAGUCUGAGUGCAAAGUUGGCAGCUGCUGCUGGCGCCAUUCAACAACCGACCGAGAAGGUCGAGACGCCUUUGAAUCUGUCCAAGGACACUCCAUCUCCCACUGCCGUCGUCACAGAGUCUCCGAUUCCUGGUUUCCGUCUCCCGUACUCUUUGGGUACCAACUAUGGAACAGACGGUGAGCAACUGUCAACAACAUCCGCAGCUGUUUUAUCAAUAAUCAUUUUUCAGGACAAUUGUUCAACAAUUGCUCACCAGAUUCCAGUGGCAAGAGUACACCGGGAAACACUUCAGUGACAAGUGAAGUGACGACUCCACGCCCACAAGCGAAAUCGCCAAACCAUAUUAAGCGACCAAUGAACGCUUUCAUGGUGUGGGCUCGCGAUGAGAGGCGUAAGAUUCUUAAGGCUUAUCCGGAUAUGCACAACAGCAACAUUUCAAAGAUUCUUGGUAACGUUGAGAGCGUCACACAACUAGAUAACGUGAUUCUAUUUCAGGAUCUCGUUGGAAAGGAAUGAGCAAUUCGGAGAAGCAGCCGUACUAUGAAGAGCAGUCACGGUUGAGCAAGUUGCACAUGGAGCAACACCCUGACUAUCGGUACCGUCCGCGUCCGAAAAGAACUUGUGUGAUUGACGGGAAGAAGGUCCGAGUAAAUGAGUACAAGACUAUCAUGAAAACUAAGAAGGAGAUGAUGUGGGGAGACGAGUCUGCUUUUUCGACACCGACGGUAAAAGCGUUCUAUGUCGCUGGAAAACAAUUCAAUCUUUCAGAUUGACUUGGCUCAUGUCAGUCUUCUGAACGACCUCACCCAGCACCACCAUCAAUCUCACCUUCUUCAGACUGCUGAAUAA
Caenorhabditis sp. 36 PRJEB53466 is the source of this 4991-nucleotide messenger RNA. The record is from the annotation of a GenBank genome assembly. NCBI's taxonomy places the organism in Eukaryota, Metazoa, Nematoda, Chromadorea, Rhabditida, Rhabditidae.